Molecule: messenger RNA, 1107 nt
Organism: Guillardia theta CCMP2712
Lineage: Eukaryota; Cryptophyceae; Pyrenomonadales; Geminigeraceae
Exons: 8
Biological process (GO): protein unfolding; 'de novo' cotranslational protein folding; protein transport
Molecular function (GO): ribosome binding; protein folding chaperone; peptidyl-prolyl cis-trans isomerase activity
Source: RefSeq, a predicted model, not a curated record
CUGCCCAACAGUCAGAAGAAGCUCGCCAUCACCGUGUCAGCCGACGAGUGCAACACGGCCUAUGAGACCAUCAUCUCCAAGCUCGCCCGCACUGCCGACGUGCCGGGGUUCCGCAAGGGGAAGGCUCCUCCACAGAUGGUUCUGAAUCACUUCGGCAAGAAGAGCAUCACCGCGCAGGCUUGCGAGCAGAUCAUCGGCUCUGCCGUCCCUGCGGCACUCCAGCAGAAGAACAUCCGAGCGAUCGGGCAAGCACAGAUGGCGGACGAUGAGGCGAUCGGAAAGAUGAUUGACAACUUUGCGCCUGGACAGGACAUCAAGUUCGAGGUCCUCGUCGACAUCUGGCCUGAGGCAUCGCUCAAGGGCGCCUACAAGGGCCUCACAGUGAGCUGCUGGCGGCCUGCAAAAGUGUAUCCUGCAUCCCUCGGGGACUCGGUCGAUGAGAUCAAGAGAGAGGGAGCAGUUUGCGUCGUUGACUUGAUCGGAUACAAGAAGAACGCUGAUGGCUCCAAGGUGAAGAACAGUGGAUCCCAGGGCGAUCGCCUGCCGGAUCUUGCGAUCGGAGAGAAUGUCGAAGUUGUGAUGGAGAAGGGAAAGUUCUUCGAGGGCUUCGUUGAGAGCAUCGACGGGAUGCAGGCAGGGGACCAGGCGUCCGUCCCUGUCACCUUCCCCACCAACCACAAGGUCGCGGAGCUGCGGGGGAUGGAGGCGAUCUUCGACGUGACGAUCAAGGGCCUGAAGGACAUGAUGUACCCGGCCCUCGACGAUGACUUCGCCAAGAAGAUCCCCAACUGCGACUCCGUUGUCGCGCUCAAGAAGAGGAUCAGGGAGAGCAUUACUGAGGAGAGCUUGAUCUCCACCGGCAAGAACGUCGACAAGGCGCUCGAGAACGCGAUCGUCGACCUCGUCGACGUCGAGAUCCCCGAGACCCUCGUGGACGAGCAGACCAAGACCAAGUUUGCGAGCAUGAUGUCGGACUUCAAGGCCAAGGGGAUGGACGACGAGCAGAUCAAGUCGAUGAUCACCAAGGAGAACUACGACAGGUACAAGUCGACCAGCAGAGACAACACCGUCCGCUCCCUGCGCAUCUCCUUCGUCAUCGGUGAGCUC